This is a messenger RNA of Xiphophorus hellerii (green swordtail), 795 nucleotides long. RefSeq names its product mitochondrial ribosomal protein L22 (gene mrpl22). The record is from RefSeq and is a predicted model, not a curated record. The coding region runs from base 97 to 723 and encodes 208 amino acids. Gene Ontology annotation, cellular component: mitochondrial large ribosomal subunit; ribosome. Lineage: Eukaryota; Metazoa; Chordata; Actinopteri; Cyprinodontiformes; Poeciliidae. Gene Ontology annotation, biological process: translation. The transcript is spliced from 7 exons. Gene Ontology annotation, molecular function: structural constituent of ribosome.
AAUUUCUACAUGUAAUUGUAAUAACAAUAUUAAACACCAAAUGGAUAAACGCUGCUACCGUAAAGAUGCUGUUGUGACGUCGUGAAGUAAUCCAAUAUGGCGGUGGCAAUGUCAGGUCGUGGCGUCGCCUUCAUUAGGAACAUAGCUGGGUCGCUACACAUGAGGUUGCAGGUUCUUGGUGGCGCAUCGCAGCAGCUCUCAUGUCUCCACACGAGCAUUUCAUUAGAUGACAAACACUGGGAGAAGAACAACCGGAAAGUAUAUCCUCCUCAGCUGCCGGAGGAGCCUCGCAGACCUGCAGAAGUUUAUCACAGCAGGAGGCAAAUAAAGUACAGCAAAGACAAGAUGUGGUAUUUGGCCAAGAUGAUCAGGGGGAUGAGCAUCGACGAGGCUAUCGCUCAGCUAGAAUUCAACGACAAGAAAGGAGCAAAGGUCAUGAGAGAGGUUCUUCUUGAAGCUCAAGAGAUGGCGGUCAAGAAUCACAACGUGGAGUAUAAAUCCAACCUCUAUGUAGCCGAGUCAUUCUCUGGCAAAGGGCAGUACCUGAAGAGGAUCCGUUACCAUGGCAGAGGCAUGUUCGGCAUCAUGGACAAGGUUUACUGUCACUACUUCGUCAAGCUGGUGGAGGGUGUGCCACCCAAACCGGAGGAGAGGACGGGCUUUGAUCAAGCUAAAGAGUACGUCCAAGGCCUCAAGAACCGGACCAUCAUCCACAGCCUGUAGAUCACCCAGCCUUCAUCUGUUGUUUGUGUGUCAUUUUAUAAUUGUAAAUAAAUAAAAAAUAAAUAAAAUGUG